AGGAAGAGGGCGGACUGGGGACCAGCAGGGGGGCCCGGCUGGUUUUCCACUCCCCAAAAUCCCCUGCCGAGAACCCUGCCAGCCCGGGAUGCGGCCAUCGGACCCGCUUAAAUUGCUCCGCCUCCGCGGCGCCUCUCCCGGCACAGCAAAUGCAGCGCAGGGCGCUUUACUCGCCCGCAGACUUUGCGCGCAGCCUCAACGGGCUGUAAGAGGAGUCAUCUCUCGCGCAACCCAGCCCAGGACAAAAAGAAAGGCAUUUCACUCGAACAGCAGAGAACACGGAUUUCCCUCUUUGCUCCGACCUUUUAUAUCGAAAAUCUCUGCGUUGCUGAUGGGCAGCUCUCGCUCCUGCCCAGCCGGAGAAGGGCCUUGCGAAAAAUAGGUUCGGGAGCUUCCUCGACGUAAACACGCCAGCAUCUCACAGGCCCUCAGGUAGCGCCCGGGGCGCUGCUGGCUUUCUCGCCUGCGGAAGGGCUGGUGGCUCCUCCAGGGCGGGCGGGCGGGCGAGGGGAGAGACUCGGCGACAGGCCCUUCGGGGGCUCGCCUGCUCCGGGGCCGGAGCCGAGAGAGAGGAAGCCCCUUUCCGACGCAGCAGCAGCGGGCACGGAGGCUGCGUGCCACUGAAUGCCAGAGUCUGCAGGCGGGAGUCUAUGCCCGAGUUUGCACCAGGGGCGCCGUGACGCGACAGGAAGCUGCUGCGGACGAAGGUCCCUCCUGCCCGCUCGCUCGCUCUCGCCUGCAAUGCCUGCGAGGAGUUUGCCUUGAGGAGGAGCGCGGGCGAGGAGCCGCCCUGCCGGGAAGGGCCGCCGAGGUCUGGGAUUCAGGGCAGCUCCAGGCUCGACGGGGCAGGACGUUUGCCCAGCAGGAAGCCUCGCGGGUCGAGGAGGGGCAUUUCGGGCGGCACCUGAAAGCCCGCCACAGACUCGCCGCUGGGCAAAUGCCAGGUGCGGGCUGCGCUUUGCCCUGGCAUGCCGCUCAGGUGCCGAGGAAAGCUUCCUUCGUCUGGGCGACGGCAUUAAAAUGCUCACAAGCGAUGCACAGAACAGCCGAGCCAGGCUCUGCCACAAGAGCAGCAGCAGCAUAAAGUCUGGAGAAAUGUGACCGGGAAGUGGAAGAGUCGAGGAGAGCCGCUGUGAAGGCGCAGGAGCAGAGGCGAGGAAAACAGGUGCCUGCCCGCCUUACCUGCUGGCUGGACUUCAGGCAGCCUAAACCUGCGCGUGUUUACCGGGCAGUGAGACUCGCUAGGUGCCGUGAAACAAAUGUUCAGCUAAGUCUGCAGAGAACUGAAGGAUGAGACAACUUGCCUCCCUUCUCCAGCAUCCCCCGCCCCUCUCCCAUCACUCACAAUGUACAGGCGCAUUUUUAGCUGUCAUUGCAAACUUUCGUUUGCCAAUUUCAGUUUUUAAACAUCUUGGCAUCUCGGGCAGAGACCCUGUGGCCAGGGUUAGAAACUCAGGUAUACAGUCAUACCUUGGGUUACAGACGCUUCGGGUUGUGCGUUUUUGGGUUACGGACGCGCCAAAAUCCAGAAGUACUGGAACGGGUUACUUCCGGAUUUUGGCACAUGCGCAGAAGCACUAAGUCGCGCUUUGCACAUGCACAGAAGCGCCAUAUCGCAACCCGCGUGUGCGCAGACACAGCACUGCAGGUUGCAAACAUGCCUCCCGCAAGGAUCACGUUCGCAACCCAAGCGUCCACUGUAUAAGCUCAGUGCCAAAUUGGCUCCUUAAAGCAAGGUUGCGGUUGCCAAAAUGGAACGUUGCCAUUUUGGGGCAAGGUUGCCCCUCCCCCCCCCCCCCCCGCUCCAAUGAUGGACUGAGUAUCAUUUAUUAUCAGUUAAAUAUCUGGGUGGUUCAGAUUACAAACUUGAGCUGGGUUUAGAGUGUCGAGAACUGAAAGAAGAAAAGUCACUUGAUCCAGGGACAGUCCACAUGUCUAUUGGCUUAUUCCUGCCUCACAGGAGGAGACCUGAAGGCAGCUGCAAAUGUCCACCUUCCUCCUGAAAUGUUAGCCAUGCGCUAUACGCUAGUUGAGGUCUGCUGCCGCACACUCACUGACUUCCCUGCAUGGGAAAACAGGAGACUCCUCUUUUGAAACAGUGCCUGUCAUCUGCACUUCUUAGAAGCGAUUGUACUUAAAAUAGAUACUUUAAAAUUAAUUGGGAAUGUCCUUUUAGUUGAGUAAAAGACUCUUCAGAUUGUGCACCUAACCAUUUCGCUGAUUAAAUAUUGCCGCCCUUGUUGCUACUCAUUGACGCAGGACUGGUUCCACAGCAUGUCGCAGGCAUGCUGCUCCUUCCAAUUUGCGGCAGCAUCCCCUUGGCCUCCCCAUCUUCCAGAAGCAUGGUGCACUAUGCUUUGGCAAUGUACUUACGCGACUUACGCUGCAAUAUUAUUACUUCCAGGCUCACUGGGAUUGUUUCUGUCCUCCCUUAUUGCAACUUGCAUGGAUGAUAGGAAGAAGGCCUGGCUCUCGAACAUCUGCUCACUUCUGUUUAAUUUAGUGGCACUUUAUUUCCUUGUUAAGUGCUGAAAAUGUCACCCUUUGGUUCAGUCUCUCUGCAUUGUGCCCAACGCCACGAUCCCACAGGAUCAAUGCUGGGAAGGGAAAGAAUUUGAUAUGGCUGUUAAUCUCUCUCUAAGCAUUUGUCAGAGGUAUGCACAAGUGCUCUGUUACGUUUGCAUAUGGACAGCAUUUUGUAAAAUAGGAAACCAUUUAAAAUUUUGGAUUAAGAAAUUGUUUUAUAAGUAAUUUAACAUAUGCCAUUUUGCAUGUAGUAAAUCUAUUAUAAAACAUUACUUCAUUGACGCCAGUGCGCUGUAUACACAAAACUCUGCUUCCUGAGAUGCUAUGUCUUUUUAAUUUUAUUUUAGGCAAUUAAGGCAUAUCCUAGCAUGGAUGCUGUUGCGAGCCACAGCUGUCACCUUCUUCAGCAGCUACAUGAGCAACGCAUUCAAGGCCUUCUCUGUGACUGCAUGUUGGUGGUCAAAGGUGUUUGUUUCAAAGCGCAUAAAAAUGUGUUAGCUGCUUUCAGCCAGUACUUCAGGUAUGUUAAUGAAAACACUUCAGUGAAAGCAAUUAACAGUGCAGUUUAGGCCACAAACUUUGGUAUGUAUAGAAUUGUGUUCCAGAAAUAUAUAGGAGUGUUAUUUUUCUUAUAAAGUAGUUGUCUAGGUCUAGGAAACAAGUGAAAAGUGUAGACAUGGAAAUUGGGGCAGACAUCAAUGUCUGGCACAUGUGGUGUCACUGGUUAAUAAACAUGGAGAUGUUUCACAAUCCCAAUGAGGCUUGUGAUAGCCCCACACACUUUUGACACACUCCUCUGUGUGUGAGAACUGAGGAUGGAUGGAUGGAUUGACUGAUAAUUAUAUUGACUAGAUUCUGAAAAUACUUACAGCACAACAGCGGUGCCAACUUAAAUAAAAUAUGGGGCGGGCAGGUAAACCCUGCCCCACAUAAUCAGUCACAUGAUGUGGCUCACACACACCAUUUGAAUGUCAAUGCCCACCAACUGGGGGGGGCAGCCCCCUCAAAUAUUUUAUUAGGGGGCAAAGACCCCCCCCAGCCCCUAGGAGUUGGCUCCUACAGCAUCCAGAAUGUUUGUGUGUUGUAGCCUAAAUUACUAUAUUAUUCAUAUAUUUUUGCUAUGAGGACUGGCCGUUUUAAAUACGUGUAUGCAUUUUAAAGAGUUGUGCUUUUUCUCUCCUAGGACCCUGUUCCAAAAUUCCUCAGGUCAGAAGAAUGAUGUGUUGUACUUGGAUAUUAAAAAUGUUGGUGGCAUUGGCCAGAUCUUGGACUACAUGUAUACAUCUCAUCUUGAACUCAAUCAGGACAAUGUGCAAACGUUAUUGGAUAUUGCACAGUGUCUGCAGGUGCAGAAUGUUUUGAACAUGUGCCGCACCUUUUUGAAAAGCCCCACAGGUGUGGAGCAGCCCGCCGGUGUGCCUUGCAGCAGUGCCUUCUCGUUGCAAAACGCUUUGGCUGAAGAUACAAAUGGGGAGAGUUAUGGCGCUAGUUUACUGCCUGGAGGUUCAUCGACUGUGGAGCCGUGUAAAGUCCUGGAUAACUAUAACCCCCGUGGGCCGCAGCCUGUUUCACCUCACAUCUCAUCUGGUGAUGGAAACAAAGAGAAAGAGGGUUCCGUGGAGGCUAAUUGCACAGAUCUCUCACUUAAACAGCCAAAUUGUCAUUACAAACUCCGUAACUUUUAUAGCAAACAGUUCUACAAGCAAACCGCUUGUCCCAGCAACAAGAGAUCACCAGAGCCAUCUUUUGAUUUCAGUCCCUCCGCAGAACAAAGCACGGCCAAAAAUGCACCUUCCUGCACUAUCGGUCAUUCUGAAUGUGUUUUGGAAUCAUCUGAUCACUUACCAGCAAACUUUUUGGUUCAGCCCUUAAAUGAGAGCCCCGAGGAUCAGGAAUCGGAAGGCGCGUCUUUGCAGCCAAUCAAAGAGAUGAGGCUUAAAAAGGCCACACAUCUUAAAAAACUGAGUUUUCUAAGGUCUCAAAAGUCCCCUGAACAAUCUUCUGUGCUUAAAAUUGCUGAUGGAGAGUUUGCAAGGGAAAGUGAGGUGGAAAGCCAAAGUAGCACAAAAAGGGCAAAUGCUGAUGCUCUUGAAGGAAAAGAAGUUAAACGUCUAGUGAGUUCAGAAUGCUUGGAGGAAAAUGUUGAACUUGAGGCAUCUCAGGAAGCUUCUGAGGCAGGUGGCCAGAUGCAGACUUUCCUGCCGGAGAGGCAGUAUCCUUGUUCAUUGUGUGGGAAAGCUUUUAAACACCCGAGCAAUCUGGAGCUGCACAUAAGGUCUCAUACAGGUACAGUCAUUGAACAUUUCUAGGCUAAUUAUUAAUUACAAAACCAAAAGGCAGAUAGAAUCUAGUCUUCACAGCUGAAAGGGCACAGGGCACCUGCUACUCCGGUAAGGCCAGCCCAUCAAAUGCGCUUUCUGUGGAAAAGCAGACUAUAUAUUUAAUCUUUGCCAUAUAGUUAUGUAUGUCCCUUAUAAAAGCAAUGUGAUGGCUAGUCUGUGUCUGAUAUUUAUGCUUAUUAACACCUGCAAAAGAAAACUAUUGCAAAGGAAAAGAUAGCAGUUUGUAAAAAAAAUGCUGCUUCCUAUAUUUUCCUUUUCCCAUUCUGCCAGUGUGAUCUGACUCUGUCACUUUUACAGUGAGGCUAAAAUGCUUAUGGAAUCAGAUCAUCCCACCAGAUGGGGGGCUGUUUUUAGGAUCAGGGCGGCUUGCCUGCAAAUCCCAGCUUCCAAGGGGACUUGGAAGGCUGCUGAAGAUUAUAGUUCUGUGCCCACUUAGUUGUAAGUCCCAUUAAAUGCAGUAGGAGUUACUUCUGAGUAAACAUGUACUGGGUCAUGUUGUAAGUCAUCUCUCCUCCUGUCACACCUUACUCAAACAACAAUAUUGAGCUUCCUUAGGGGGUCUUUCAGAAGUAAGAUAGGAAUACCAGCCAUUACCUAAAUAAUGGUGAGGCACUAUUUGUAAGGUACAUAAUAUUUUAAAGAUGGUAUGCUCAAGCUAGGAUAAGCACUCAGAGAGGGCCUGUUGAUUUCAAAAGAAAAGUGAAGCCUGUGCUUAUUUUCUCCCCUCAAGGUGAGUGGAAUUUAAAGCUGGUUAGCUUUGUGUCCGGCGCAUAUGAAAUUGUUUAGGGCUUUCAAACAAUUAAGUAAUGUUUAGUUGGUUAGAAGGUGACUGCUAAAGCAAUCCAGUAAAAUAAUUUAUCUGCAUUACCCUUCUGGAAGUGGGAGCAACAAACCACGAUCUUUGGCUAAGCAUUACAUCCAAGCCAGUGAUCGUAGUUUAUCUGCAAACCUUGGUUGGUAAGCCAACAGCAAACCUUAGCUUCAUAUUCUAGUUUGCUUGGAGUGAAAUAAAUCACAGUCCCUGGUUCGGAUAUAGAACACUAAGCCAAGGAUUUUGGUUUACAAAGAAGUACCCAAAGCCAUUUGCACACUCCUGGGUAACUAUUAAUUAUGGCUUACCAUGAUGCGCAAAUAUUUUUAAAAAUGCAUACAUUUUGCGUUGCGUCAUUUCUUUAAAAAAAAAAAAAAAAGUAAAGUUGUCAGGGAACUGCCAUCGGAAGGAAGGGAGGUGAAAGGACUCAGACAGGUUGGAAGAGAUUCAGCAGCUGAAGAGGGAACCAGCAAGGGGAGAGAAGCUGAACUGAGGGAGGUGAAAGGGCUCAGACAGGUUGGAAGAGACUCAGCAGCGGAAGAGGAAACCAGCAGGGGGAGACAAGCUGAACUGAGGGAAAGGGAGCUGGGGGGAUGGCUCAGAGAUACUUCCAGCGAAAACAGUGGUGAGGUUUCCGGACCUCCUGUAGCGACACCCACUCCUCGCCGGAAACUGUCACGCAGAGAGUCCAGAAGACGUGUUUCCGUUAAGGAGCUUUUAUGUUGGAAGCGAUUACGAAAGCAACCACUGUCGGAAUCUUCUAGUGACUAAGAGGAGCCAUGUCAGAGGGGCUCAGUCACAGACAGAGGUUUGUGGACUUGAACAAACUCUGAGGGAAUACGAUUUUACGCACAAGCAGCUCAUAAUCCCAUCACAGCAUUCCGACAGUCUUUGAACGCAGCUUGUGCAGGAGACGGCAUAAUAAUGAGCAACCCAGCAGGAACCGGAGAAGCAGGGGCUGGAGCGGGUCCAAGCCUGGAAGAAAGGUACCGGGUGUUAGAGGUCCAGCUGGCGCUGCAGACGGCGAGGCUGGAGGAGAGGAGGGCUCAAGAUGCAGACAAAGGGAGAAAGCCACCCAGCUCGCCAGAAAGGUACCAGGAUUGGUGCAAAAAUUUGGGGGGGAGCCCAAAGACUAUCAUAGCUUUCGGACAGAAAUGCAAUAUGCCCUCAAUCUGCAGUUUGAUGAUUUCCCUGAUGAGGAAUCACGAGUGGCUUUUGUGAUUGGGCAUCUUGAAAAGGGGGCGAGAGACUGGGUUAGACCCCUGAUGGCAGCGAAUAGUGACGUCUUAAAAGACACGAUGAAGUUCUUUCGCGCCAUGGAUCUGAUGUUUUCCAGCGAUAUUGAAAAGGGAGUGGUGCGCAGACAGUUAAUGGCUUGCAAACAGGGGAGCCGAUCUGUACGUGAGUACUGGACUGAGUUCACCAUGCUGAUACACAGAUUGGGGUGGGACUUAUCGGCGGAACCCAUUCAAAUGCUCUUUGAAGAAGGGCUUUCUUCGGCUGUGAAAGAUGAACUUUCCCGGGCGCCCAGGGCGGAGUCUAUGGACCAGCUGACCAAAUCAGCGCUGGCCAUAGGAGCGCGCCAGGAGGCGAGAGCAUUGGAGAGGCGGGAAGGGAAAGGGGAACGUUGGAAGGAGUUCCGCAUUCCAGACAUUCCAGAGCCAACUGUCCCGCCGGCAGAGCCGAUGGAAAUCGGAACAGCGGCGCGCGCGCAGUUUCAAAGCCCAGUGAGGGGGAAAGAAGGAUGGAAAAGGCGCCCGGAAAUGCUAUCUCUGCCAACAGCCAGGGCACUUUGCCAGAGUCUGCCCUCAGAGGAAGGAAUGGCAAGGGAUGGUGGGAGCUGUGGAGGGAAGAGAGGAAAAAUACCGGAGCAACUAAAAGCCAACGCCUGGCUGCCAUUGUCGGGGCACAGCAGCCAGGCCAAAGAGCAGUGAAAGUGCCCACUCCAGAACCUCCUAAACCCGCCCUAGUGAUAGAAGUGACACUAGAGCUCCCAAACGGACACCCUCUAAAGAUAAAGGCGCUGUUGGACUCAGGCAGCUCCUGCAAUUUCAUGAGCAAAGAGUUUGCAGCUGAACACCAGAUACAGACGCUCCCUUUAAGCAACCCCUGCAGGUAACCACGAUCGAUGGCAGGGAGCUGUUGGGAGGAGAAGUCAGCUUGCAGACCGUCCCAAUGAUAAUGAAGGUGGCAAGGCACACUGAACUGAUAGCUUUUAAUGUGGCCACCUUGGGAGGAGCUCCCAUUAUAUUGGGGAUGAGCUGGCUAGCGUUACAUGAUCCGCUGGUGGGCUGGCAUCAGAGAGUGGUUUCUUUUGGGUCAGCACAUUGCUUAGAACAUUGCAAAGAGGGAAAGGUUUUGGCAGGGGCCCAAGCCACCCUAGCAGGGACUGAAGUGAAGGAGAACGUGAAGGUACCACGACAAUACGCAGAUCUCCGCGACGUCUUCAGCGAAAGGGAAGCUGACCAACUACCACCGCAUAGAGCCUUUGACUGUCAAAUCAAUUUGCUCCCUGGGGCACAGCUCCCUGUGGGCAAGCUGUACGCCAUGUCAGACAGAGAGAUGCAGGAGCUAAGAGAGUUCAUUGACAAGAACCUGAAGAGAGGGUUCAUCAGAGAGUCCAGGGCGGUGGGGGCAGCCCAGUGUUUUUGUGGACAAAAAACACGAACAAGCCGAGACUGGUGUGUGACUUCAGGGCCUUAAAUGCAGUGUCAGAACCAGUGGCCUUCCCGAUGCCCAGGAUUGACGACAUUUUGACAAGGGUGCGAAAGGGAAAGAUUUUCACCAAGCUGGAUCUAGGGGGGCGUACAACCUGAUACGAAUAAGGAAGGGGGAUGAAUGGAAAACCACCAUGUUCACCCCUUUAGGGGCAUUUGAAUACUUAGUUAUGCCCUUCGGUCUACAAGCAGGCUCCGCAACAUUUCAAUCGUUUAUGAACCACGUCCUGGGGCCGUUGCUUUACAAGAAUUGUGUGGCCUUCUUAGACGACGUGUUGGUGUAUUCUGAGAAUGAGGAGCAGCAUGUGAGAGACGUCAGAGAAGUGUUGAGCAGGCUGCAAGCCAACCAGCUGUGGGUGAAACUGGAGAAGUGUCAGUUUCAUACCAAGGAGGUGGAAUUCCUGGGGUAUCGCCUGUCUGACAAGGGGUUGGCCAUGGAUCCCGGCAAGGUCCAGGCGGUACUGGAAUGGAAAACACCCAAAACAAGGAAGGAUGUGCAGAGGUUUUUAGGGUUUGGGAACUUCUAUCGUAAGUUCAUCCCAAACUUUGCCCACCUGACGGCGCCCAUUACGGACUGUCUCAGCAGUAAGAAGAAGUUCGUUUGGACGGAGGAGGCGGAGCAAGCAUUUGAGGAACUAAAAGGGCCUUCGCCUCGGAACAACAGCUCCUGCAUGUGGAUUUACAAAAACCGAUGAGAGUGGAAACUGACGCAUCAGACAGAGCGGUUGGGGCGGUGCUUCUCCAGCCAGGGAAGGAGGAGUCAGAGUGGAGACCGUGUGCAUUUUUUUCGCGAAAGCUGAACAAAUCCGAGAGGAACUACACGGUGUAUGACCGAGAACUACUAGCCAUUCAUGAGGCGUUCCGGAGAUGGAGGCACCUGCUAAUUGGCGCACAACAUAAGGUGCAAGUGUGCACUGACCACAAGAACCUAGAGUAUUGGAGGACGGCACGAGUGCUCAACCAACGGCAAGUGAGAUGGGCCCAGGAAUUCUCCAAAUUUAACUUUGAGAUUUGUUACGUGCCAGGCCCAGAGAACAUUAGGGCGGACGCUCUCUCACGCAAACCUGAAUAUUGGGAGGGGGAGGGAGCACCCGAAGAGAGACAUGUCAUUCCAGAGGACCGCUGGGUGUGUGGGGCGGCAUUGGUGGGACAAAGAGAACUGGUAGAAGAAACAGAGAAUGAUGAAUACGCCCAGAAUAAGCUCAGAGGUCUUAGGGAUGAGGGAGAGGAAUCAAGGGGUUUCGAGGAAAGAAAUGGAGCUUUGUAUUACAAAGGGGCACUGUAUAUCCCUGAAGGAGACUAAGGGGGAGGGUACUCAAGCAGUUGCAUGACAGCCCCACGGCGGGGCAUUUUGGGCAACACAAAACCAUGUGGUUGGUCACCAGGGAAUUUUGGUGGCCUAAGGUGAGGGAGGAUGUACGUGAGUAUGUAAGAGGGUGCGAGCAGUGCCAGCGAGCCAAAGGGGAAAGGCGGGCGCCGGCGGGGCUAUUAGAACCCUUACCAACACCAGAACGACCUUGGGAGGCAGUGUCGAUAGAUUUUAUGACUGAUCUGCCGAAGUCCAAAGGGAAAACAGCCAUCAUGGUGGUGGUAGACCUACUAACAAAGAUGUGCCACUUUGUAGCUUGCUCGCAUGCAGUCACGGCGGAAGAGACAGCGAAGUUAUUUGUAGAACACAUUUUUAGGUUGCACGGGGUGCCAUUGAGGGUGGUCUCAGACCGAGGAAAACAAUUUACUUCCAGGUUCUGGAGGAAGCUCAUGAGCUUACUGCAGGUGGAGGUCAACUUUUCGACUGCCCGGCACCCUGAAACCAACGGGCAGGCGGAAAGAGCAAACGGUGUCCUCCAGCAAUACCUGAGGUGUUAUGUCAAUGACAGAGAGAAUGACUGGGUAGAAAAGUUGGCGCUGGCGGAAUUUGCCUACAACAAUGCCGAGAAUGUGUCCACAGGGAUGAGCCCCUUCUUGGCUAAUUAUGGGUGUCAUCCCAGGGCUUUCCGGAGAAGGGGAGAGAUGGAGCGUACCGGCAGCCGAGCAUUUUGUAGAAGAAAUGGAAGCAAUCCACCGUCAGCUCCAACUCAACUUAGAAAGGGCGAAGGAAGAAUACAAGAGGCAGGCAGACAAGAACCGAAGGGAAGGUGAAACCAUAAGGGUUGGAGAUAGGGUGUGGCUGUCAACCCGAGGGCUGCCGCUCAAAGGAGGUUGUAAGAAAUUACGACCCAGGAGGUUGGGUCCCUUUGAGGUCAUUCAACAGGUCAACCCAGUGGCUUUCAGGCUCCGGUUACCCAACCACAUGAAACUGCACCCAGUAUUUCACAGGUCGUUACUGUCACCGUACGAGGGGGGACGAGAAGGGAUGGACACUCGGGACCGGUCAUAGAAGAAAGAGAAUGCAGCAGUCAUGUGGCAGAAAUCCUUGAUGCCAGGUGGAAGGGGAAUCAGGUGGAGUAUUUGGUAGCGUGGGAAGGAGAACCGGAGUCAGAAAACACGUGGGUAAUGGCCAAAGAUAUCAAUGACGAGGUAUUGAUAGAAAUGUUCCAUCAAAGGUUCCCGCGGAAACCUCAGCCUGUGGAGAGGUUCCGGAGGGAAUACUUUGGGACCACUGAGGAGGAGGAGGAGUUGGAAGGAUUCCCAGAAUCGGAAGGGGAAGGGGAGAUGGACUCGGAGGAGGAGGAGUGCUUCGAGACCAGGAACCGCAACAGGUGGAGAGAAGUGUUCGAGACAUCGGAAGAUGAAGGAAGUUCAUUCCGGGUUUUGCCUCCUCACCGCCCGUAGAGGAGGGGGCGAGAGGGGGUGAAGGGGGCCCUGGAGGGGAGGUGGAUGUCAGGGAACUGCCAUCGGAAGGAAGGGAGGUGAAAGGACUCAGACAGGUUGGAAGAGAUUCAGCAGCUGAAGAGGGAACCAGCAAGGGAGAGAAGCUGAACUGAGGGAGGUGAAAGGGCUCAGACAGGUUGGAAGAGACUCAGCAGCGGAAGAGGAAACCAGCAGGGGGAGACAAGCUGAACUGAGGGAAAGGGAGCUGGGGGGAUGGCUCAGAGAUACUUCCAGCGAAAACAGUGGUGAGGUUUCCGGACCUCCUGUAGCGACACCCACUCCUCGCCGGAAACUGUCACGCAGAGAGUCCAGAAGACGUGUUUCCGUUAAGGAGCUUUUAUGUUGGAAGCGAUUACGAAAGCAACCACUGUCGGAAUCUUCUAGUGACUAAGAGGAGCCAUGUCAGAGGGGCUCAGUCACAGACAGAGGUUUGUGGACUUGAACAAACUCUGAGGGAAUACGAUUUUACGCAUAAGCAGCUCAUAAUCCCAUCACAAAAGUGAACCAGAAAUCCCUGAUUAUUGUUUGGCUGAGAAAGGCCAGAAUUCAGACCUGUCAGUUGAUCAAAGAGUUAAAAAGCAAAAUGACUACUUGGUGUAUGUGGAAGGAAAUGGCUGUAAAAUGACUUCAAGAUGCUUCCUUCAUUCUAACUUAUUGUGGAAGCUUGAAGCUCCUGUGCGCACACACAAAGCUCUCCUGUUCAGAGGAGAUUUCCAAUCGCAUCUAUUAAGGAGACACUAUUCUGUGCUGUGUGUCAGCCUGAGGCAAACCACCUGCAUUAUUAAAUGGAGGGAUCUUCUUAUUAUUUUAUUUUUGAAUUUCACUUUUAUACAUGUCAAUAAUUUUACAAGGCAUCUUAACAUGCAGAAAUAAUUAGUACUGUUGAGCAAAAAAUCAACAAGCCAUUAACUGGGAAGCAGCUCUAGAGCUGUUCUUCAAGCUUUGGUGAAAAUUCUGUGCUCAGGCGUUUAUGAAUUAUAGUUAAGCAAAGUAGCUAAUGUAAAAUAUAGCUUGUUGGCAACUGUUCUGAAUUUUUUUUUAUAUGCCAGCUUCAAACUUCUGUACAGCAUAAAACAUUAUUGCUUCUUCUUUUAGGUGAGAAGCCAUUUGAAUGUAACGUUUGUGGCAAAUGUUUUUCACAGGUAGGUGUUUGAGUCUGCUUUUGUUGACAUGCCACUCACCAAGUCGACACUCACUCACAUUGCUAUAUGUGUAGUCCUGUAGGAACUGUGGAGAAGAAUGUUUUCCAUCUCUUUAAUACUUGAAAAAAAUCAAUGUUUUUCUGUUUGCCAUCCCCAUCCUCCUUGAGCUUAAUGCUGAGAUGUUUUUGAGAGCAUUAGUCAUCCAAGAUAUUCAGGUCUGAAAAACAUUAGGUCCAUGAAAUCCAGCUCCAGUUAAUUUCUCAGUCCUAAAUAUGAUCCUUUUAUUAUUUUUGUGUUUCAAACCCCAGAGCUCUGAGCAGAAUUCAGAUUGGAUCAUACGAUUGGACUUGGGGCUCUGAGAGCUGGUACAAUGAUGCCACUGUCCCCUUGCUCUAGAGUUGACCCUUCCCCUAUAGCAAAGGAGGUAGACAAGUCCCAGCAAGGGGCUUUUCAUGCAGGUAAGAGAUUGAGAAACCUCUUCUCACCCAUAACUUCAAAUAAAAGCACAAUAAUGCUCUGGUGUAAGGGAGGAGCCAGGGAGUUUUCCCCUCUGGUGUACACACAAUACAUGUUGGUACCUCUUUCGGCUCAAGAAAAUUGCCAGCCUCUAGUCUUUGGAUUAGGGACGCAGGUGGCGCUGUGGUGUAAGCCACUGAGCCUCUUGGGCUUGCCCAUCGGAAGGUUGGCGGUUCAAAUCCCCGCGAUGGGGUGAGCUCCCGUUGUUCGGUCUCUGCUCCUGCCAACCUAGCAGUUCGAAAGCACAUCAAAGUGCAAGUAGAUAAAUAGGUACCACUCCGGCGGGAAGGUAAACAGCGUUUCCGUGUGCUGCUCUGGUUUGCCAGAAGCGGCUUAGUCAUGCUGGCCACAUGAAAAACUGUCUGUGGACAAAUGCCAGCUCCCUUGGCCAGUAAAGCGAGAUAAGUGCCGCAACCCCAGAGUCGUUCACGACUGGACUUGACUGUCAGGGGUCCUUUACCUUUACGUCUUUGGAUCAUCAACCUGGUGCCUGCGGAUGGCACGGUGUCUGCAAAAGCCUUCAUUGGUGCCCCAGGGAAGGGGGUCCAGACUCUGAGCUUUACUUUCUAUAAAAAAAAAGUCUCUAGUCCUUCUAGAAAGUAAAUUCUGAAACAAAACAUGUAGAUUAGGGUUGCCAUAUUUCAAAAUGUAAAAACCAGGACACCCUGAAAGUUGUUGAGGAAAGUUUUCGGGAAAGCCCCAGAAUUGUUGAGCUUUUUAAAGACAAACCCCAAAGUUUGCAAAAAUGCAAAAAAAAACCAACCCAAAAAAACCCAACCACAAUUUUUAGAUUAAUUUGCCUAAGAUCCAGGACAAAGUGCCACCUUUCGGAAAUUCCCCUGGACAUCAAUUCUGCCUUUGAAAUCCCAUUAAUGUCUGGGAGAAUCCAAAUAUAUGGCAGCCCUAGUGUAAGUACCCUUCUAAGUGAUUUCUGUGAAAUAUACCAGCCUGGCUGCUCCUGCCUGCCAGCGUUUUUGUCCAAUGACUAAAGGCAGAGCGGUGAUUGAUAUGUGAGUUGGUUUGACACCAGGCAGUAGGAAUCCCUGGGUUCCUAAGCUGCUCUUGUUCCCCCUCCAUUCAUUGAACUUGUCCAUUUUCCAAGCAUGGGAAUCUCCGUAGUUUUCCUUCCUCCUUCCUUCCUUCCUUUCUAGCAACCACAACGAAUAUUUCUGUGGCUUGAGGUAUGGUAGUUCCUAGGAGUUAUUUCCUGCAAAUACUGCAACACAAGAGGUGUGGGUGGGUGUUAAAAAUAAUCUUUCUCCUCCAAAAAGGCAAAUGUGAAAACUUUGCACAGAAACUUAGGCAUGUCUCCUGCCAUGCGCGAGUUAAAGAGCAGGCACGCAUUUAGAAUUUACAGUGCAGUGGUACCUCGGGUUAAGCACUUAAUUCGUUCUGGAGGUCCGUUCUUAACCUGAAACUGUUCUUAACUUGAAGCGCGACUUUAGCUAAUGGGGCCUCCUGCUGCCGCCGCGCCGCCGGAGCACAAUUUCUGUUCUCAUCCUGAAGCAAAGUUCUUAACCUGAAGCACUAUUUCUGGGUUAGAGGAGUCUGUAACCUGAAGCGUAUGUAACCUGAAGCGUAUGUAACCCAAGGUACCACUGUAUACUUAACUUGAGCUACAACUGCUUACAUGUCUACUCAGAAGUAAGUCUUUGUGAUUAAUGGGGCUUGCUCCCAGAUAAAAAUGGGGACAGGAUGGCAGGUCUUGGCUUAGGGUUGACAAUGAGGAGGGAGGGAAGACUUCUUGUGCCUUUAACAGCUGUGUGGAAUAUUCAACAGGUUCAGCAAUUUUUUGAAUGGAAACAGAAUUAUGGGCAAAGCAUCCGCAUGACUGUUCUUGUUCUGUUUUUGUGUUAUGCCCCCUUGGCAGCCACUUUGUGACUGGGGAAGCCCUAGCAUUCUCUCAAAAUUCAACAUGCGCCUGCUGGACCAAACGUUUGGCGAUCCCCAGUGUAGUCUAAAUAGCAGCACUGAUCCUACUAGCAGAAGACUUUGUUUUUGAAGUGUCAUAGUUCAGUAAAGUGCAAUCCUCAUUUCCAGUCGUAAACUUUUACCAAUAUCACCUAUUUGGUUAGUUCGGCUGCUAAAAGUGUUUCUUCUCUUUGUAGGCAGGUAAUCUUCAAACGCAUUUACGGCGGCACUCGGGUGAAAAACCUUACAUCUGUGAAAUCUGUGGGAAAAGGUUUGCCUUUCAUUUUUGUAUUUUAAAAUGUGUAUUUAUUUUUUGCGUUACAAGAUUGUGCAAGAUAAAUCUUAAAACAUGACCGAAAACAGGUCUUUAGAGGGGGGUAAAAUCCUAAACAUAUUAUUUUACAGGACAGUACAUAAUAAUGAGGUAGUUACAGUAAACCAGUUCAAUGAAUUCUUCAAUAAAUCAACUUGGAAAAUAUAGAAUAAUAGGAAUGAGCUCAUGAGUAGUGCCACACUGAGCUGCUGAUUUACGUUAAGAAGUUCUAAACCAUAUUGCAAUAUAUAUCGCAGGUAUUUCUCAUCCGUAUGUUGUUUUAUUUGUAUAUCUAAUAAAAUUAUGCCAUAUAGUGUAAAAAUCAGAUUUUUUUCCUCUCCCCUUGCGAUUUUUGUAAAAACUUUUCCAUUACAACUGUUUGCCAGAGUAUAUUCCAUUCCAAUGAUAAAACAAUAAAUAUUCAUUAAUUGUAAGGUUUUCCAGGUUCUGGCUACUACCGUUCUAGCUGCUGUUAAUAGAUGUGUUAUUAAAUCUUUACUUCUUAAUUGGUCCAUAUUAUUCAUAUAAUAGUCUCAGAGUUAUUAUUUUUUAUUAUUGUUUAUUAAACUUGUAUACCGUCCUAUACCCACAGGUCUAAGGGCAGUCCAGUGGGAUUGCCCACUGAGAGAUCUCUUUUAAAACUUCCAUUCAAAAUUGUUCUAUUUGUGGACAUGUGGUAAAAAGUUUUUAUAACUGUGGAGUUCAUAAAUUACUAUUAUGAUACAGUACAGGGAUGCAUUCGGGUGUCCUGUUCCCAGUCUGCCAAACUGUGCAACACUUGUCUGCCUUUAAUGGCGGCUUCCUCAUUGUCUUAAACCUUUUCAAAUGGAUGUGGUGGUUUCAAACCACAAUUGCAAAACAGGGGUGAAUUGUGGUUGUUGAUCCUGGUUUGGGAGGGAAUUGCUCAGAAUGCAGUUUUCUAGUCACAGAAAUGGGUUUGAGGACAUCAGGCGGUCUUUUGUUGAGGUCGGAGUGGGAGUUGAGAAAAAGUAGUUCUUGAGCUCCUUGGGGGUUUUGAUUCCUCCAAACACUUUGGGAAUGUGAUGUCUGAAUGCGGCCACUGUUGCAUUACUGCAGUAACUGCUCUAGAAUUUGUUGAACCUAAAUAUAUACCUGGAGGUUGGGGGGUCUGCAUCUCCUUUUCUUCUUUUUCAUUUUUAACAAUACAGUCAUACCUCAGGUUGAAUGUGCUUCGGGAUGAGCGCGUUCAAGUUGUGCUCCACGGCAACCCGGAAGUAACUGAGCAUGUUACUUCCGGGUUUCGCCGCUUGCACAUGCGCAGACGCUCAAAAUGAUGUCACGCGCAUGCGCAGAAGCAGCGAAAAGCGACGCAUGCGAACGCAGAUGUGCCGUCGCUAGUUACGUUUGCUUCUAGAUGCGAACGGGGCUCCGGAACAGAUCCCGUUUGCAUCUAGAGGUACCACUGUACCGUUAAAAACCUACAGUAUUGUUAUUGCUUCAUUCCGUUUAUCAAGACUGUAUGUCAACUUCUGAGUGAGUGCAGCCUAAAUAAUUGGCUAGAGAAAUAGCAGUCCACAGUAGCACUGUUUUAACAUUUAUAUCUGCAGGAGAUUUCUGGCAGCAUCUGACAUGAGAUGGUGCUUUAUAUUUCACAACUGCAUCUGUCCAGCACUUUUAGCUUUGACUAUAAUCGAGGGCUGAGCGUAGCAGCUUCCACUGUGACACAUAGCUCCAAUUCGGUCAGCUUCCAGCGAGACAAACCACUGGUGUGCUCACAGCACUGCAGGAAUGUGAUUGUUUGAGCCAACAUCUCCUGGUGGGAAUUGCAGGCGUGGCCCUUUCCAUUCGUGGCAUCAUGAGGGCCAGAAAAGGACAGACCCUGUGGAGGUGCUAAAUCGAUGCUGUGCUGCAAUUCCUCCUAGGAAGCCUGACAUACUUGUGCAGAUGAUUGUAUCAACACUUUCAGUUUUAGAAUAAGCAGCACAGCUGUGAAAAGGCGUACAGUGGUACCUCGGGUUAAGAACUUAAUUCAUUCUGGAGGUCCGUUCUUAACCUGAAACUGUUCUUAACCUGAAGCACCACUUUAGCUAAUGGGGCCUCCUGCUGCUGCAGCGCCGCCGGAGCACAAUUUCUGUUCUCAUCCUGAAGCAAAGUUCUUAACCAGAAGUACUAUUUGCGGGUUAGCAGAGUCUGCAACCUGAAGCGUCUGUAACCUGUGGUACCACCGUAUAAGGUUUAUAACCAAACUGAAGGGACCUUUUAAAUUCCUGUUCCAGGUUUGCUGCAUCCGGAGAUGUCCAACGCCACAUCAUUAUUCACACUGGAGAAAAGCCACACUUGUGUGAUAUUUGUGGUCGAGGUGAGUUGGAGCAUAUCCUCCAGAUGUAAUCGUUGGGGAUGGGCCACAGCUCAACAGCGGAACAUCUGCUUUGCAUGCAGAUUGUGCCUGAUUCAGUUACUGGCUUUUCCAGGUGAGUGCUGGGAGAGUUUCCUCCCUGGAGCCUGGAGAGCCACUUCUAACCUGUGUAGAUAAGGCAUGAGCUAGAUAGAAGGAUGGUCUGUCUCAGUGCAAGGCGGCUUCCAGUGUUCCUGGUCUGUGGAAAGACCUCAUUCACAAGCCCUCUAGAGGCAACCACUGAUCAGCGUACAUCAGAAUGAUGUGCCAUCACGCAUGCAGCGCCAAACCUAGAAGUGACUCGGAAAUGUCAUUAAACAUGUCACUAAAAGGGCAGAACGGGGCAGGGUGCAGAGAGGCCCAGAUGUGGCAUAGGUUCCCCUACUUGGUGUGUCUCUCCUCAGCCCAAGCAAACCCCACCCAUAACUUGAAUCAUGGUCCUGCUAACCUGCAGCAGUUGGCAAUCUUGUGCCAUGACUAGUAGGAGCAGACCUGUCAGUCCAAGGGGCUGGUGACAUCCCAUAUGUCCCAGAGCUGCAUCGGCGUAAUGGAGCCAUUUUGUGGCUUGCACCCUGUGAGCAACUGUCCUGUGUCUCUGUCCUUCUAGGAUUUAGUAACUUCAGCAAUUUAAAGGAACACAAGAAGAACCAUAGAGUCGAGAAGGUGUUCACCUGCGAUGAGUGUGGAAAAUCAUUUAACAUGCCCAGAAAGUUAGUAAAGCACAGGAUCAGGCACACUGGAGAGAAACCGUACAGCUGCUCUGCUUGUGGUAAGUCUGUGCUUCAAUUUAUAUAUAGGAAUAUCAUUUAUUUGUGUAGCCAAAAGAUAAAAUGCAUAAAACAGAGUAAAAUACAUUACACAGUUAAAAUAAUCAGUAAACCAAGCAUUCUGUCCGAUAAGAGUUUGCUCCCCUGAAAAAUUUAAUUUAUCACCCCCACAAAUCGCCACUCUAAAGAUAAAACAAGCCACUUUUUCAAAAGUGUAGCGGGACAUACUCAGUUUGGAAAAAAUAUAAUAAAUGGUUGUAAGUGCUUCUUUCUUGCUCUUGUGGGUUUUCUGAGCACAGAAAUAAUGAUGACUGAAUUCAGCAGUUCCCCUCCCCGGAUUCAUAAGACUUUGCUUUGGCAAUGUUUUGUUCCCGUGGAAUUUCCCACCUAUAAUGAUAGCCUCUUUGGCUUAAACAAUAAAAAUGAUUCCAUCCGCAAUAGGGCUGCAUGCAAGCUUAGCUGCCUUCUGGCGCAAGGCCUUCUGCAUUAAAAGACAGGUGAGUUUUAGUAUUGUACAACAGAGGACUCCAACCAAACUGUGGUUAUUGGAAACUCAUUGUGCAACAGACGGUGCACUCUGUUGUGCAACAAAGCUACCAGUAGCUUGCUUAUGCAUUCUCUUGUGCAACAGCAUUCUGCACGGAACAUUUCACCAGCGGAAUAAAUUUACCGCAUUCACUAUACAGUAGCUAUUGCCAUUUAACCAAUACAGUAGCUAUUGGUUAGAGUGGUUGCUCAGAGCGAUGAAUCUCCUUAGCAGACAUGCAUCUACAGGCCAUUGAACUCUGGAAUGAUCCUAGAAGUGUAGAAGCACAGAUGCCUGGAGCACAAAUAUCAAGGAAAACGAUAGGAUACAUGUCUGCGGUUGCAAGAGUGAUGGUAGGGUCAGUUAGAACCCACACACCAGCACUGUAGGUGUUACGCACUUUCAAGCGGGAAGUAUUAUUGAUCCUGGUGAACUCUUCACAUCUGUAUUGUUAUACUGAGGAAGGAAGGUUUUAAGUAUGUAUUUUGUAUUCUUAUUUUGUAUUUUUCAGUUGUGAACCACCCUGGGGUCUUCAGAUGAAGGGUGGUAUACAAAUUUUAAUAAUAAUAAUAAUAAUAAUAAUAAUAAAUUAAAAAAGAUUCCUGAGUGACUUUAACUUAAUGCUGUGUUGAAUACAUCCCACAGUUAUCUAAUAGUAAUUUCUGUUAUUGAAAAAUAUACGAUACAUUAUUUCAGCUAAGGAAUAAUACAUGGGCAAAAUAAUUAAAUGCUCCACCGCGUGUAAAACUGAUGGACAGCACAGCCUUAAUAAAAAAAGCAGGUUUCUAGAACCUAUUGCAUAUGCCAUCAAUUGGACACAUUUAACAGCACAUGGGACCCAGGUAACAGCAAACUCCAAGAAAUACUAGACACGCUAAUUAUUCAUUUGUAGCACAUACACAAGACAACUGAUACCUGUUGGGAGAUACCAUUUCCAAAUAACCUUUCUUGUUUUACAGGAAAAUGCUUUGUGGGGUCUGGCGACUUACGGCGACACAUCCGGACUCACACCGGGGAAAAGCCAUAUAACUGUGAGACCUGCAAUAAAGGCUUCAGUCGCUCUGCCGUCUUGCGUCGGCACAAAAAAAUCCAUUGCAAAGUUGGCAACAGUGGUCCAAAUACACUGGAUGACUUUUCCCAGACAGUAGAAAUAUCUGAACUUGAGAAGCCCCAGAGCUCAGACUCAUUUGCCCAAGAAAUAUCCGUAACUUUAUUGCCAGUGUCAGUGAAGUUUCCCAUCCACCCAAACGGAAAUUCGGCCACUGAAUUUGACAGCCCUGGGGCAACAUUCCGCAAGGCACGACCCACCGCGCAACAGAAUGAGUGUGCAAACCAACAGAAAUUGAGCUUGGAGCCUGUUAAACUCUGCAAAUCUCAGCAAAGACCUAAUCGGACAUGCUAUUAUAAAGGCGUGGAUCUACCCCCUGAGGAGGAACCUCUGCAAUCUGAAGGCAAUUCCAUGACUCAGACUUCCAUGACUACACUGGGCAGCGGUUGCAGCAGUGAGCUGAGUAGUCGUGCGUCUUCUGCUGAAUACAGAAACAGUGAAGGACCAUUUUUCUCCAGUGUGACCCUCUGGGGUUUGGCCAUGAAGACGCUACAGAAUGAAAGUGACCUGGGCCAGUGACAAGUUCGCCUUAUGGUUUGUCGUCUUAAUAAAUGAAUAAAAACAAACAUUUGUACCGUGCACUGAACUAUUCAAAGUGCUUCCUGUACAGUGCUUUAUAAUCCUCACAACAGCCAUAUAAUAUAAGGUCAAUCCCAUUAUCCUCCUUGGAGUUCCUUCAUGGAGUUGACCUGGGACAGCUCAGUCCGUAGAGCAGGGGUCAGCAAUCUUUUUCAGCAGGGGGCCGGUCCACUGUCCCUCAGACCUUGUGGGGGGCCGGACAGCAUGGGGGGGAAUGAUGCAAGAGCACCACGAGACCCGGUG
Molecule: messenger RNA, 20668 nt
Organism: Podarcis lilfordi (Lilford's wall lizard)
Lineage: Eukaryota; Metazoa; Chordata; Lepidosauria; Squamata; Lacertidae
Source: the annotation of a GenBank genome assembly